Dreissena polymorpha is the source of this 4750-nucleotide messenger RNA. RefSeq names its product lanC-like protein 3. Gene Ontology annotation, cellular component: plasma membrane. Gene Ontology annotation, biological process: peptide modification; carbohydrate metabolic process. Bases 102 to 1322 code for a protein of 406 amino acids. The record is from RefSeq and is a predicted model, not a curated record. Lineage: Eukaryota; Metazoa; Mollusca; Bivalvia; Myida; Dreissenidae. The transcript has 5 exons.
CGGUUUCAGCAGCACAAAAAAUACACAGAGAUUUAGUCAGUAUAUUUUUGUAGCUUUUAACCUGAAGGAGAUAUUUACAAACUUUUGCAGCAAAAGUUAGCAUGAGAUUCUUUCAAAACAAGUUCCCCGAUUACCAGGAAGGUGGUAAGGUUGAAAUAGACCCCUCAAAAUGGGUUCCCCAAAUUUACUCAAUUGUAGAAUCCAUACAAGAGGGCAUGCCCCCUGUCUUUGACAACUGUGAUGGCGGCAUUUAUGUCGGAAAUUCAGGUAUAGCGUACAUGUUUUACUAUAUUGCACAAAAUGAUGCAUUCAAGGACAAGCGUUCUUCAUUCUUGGAACAAGCUGUAUUGUAUGCCAAUAUGGCAAAUAGUUCAAACUAUGGCCAGGAUAAAGCAUCAUUCAUCUUAGGAGCUGCUGGAGUGCAUGCCGUCACAAGUCUAGUUUAUGAUGCCAUAGGGUCACCACAUAUUGCAGGAAAAUGCUUGGAGAAAUUUGCAGAACUCUCGAAAAUUUGUUCACCAAUAAAUUUUCUGAGGUGUGGUUCAGAUGAGUUGUUUGUGGGCAGAGCUGGUUACUUGUGUGGCGUUCUCAAUCUGCGACAGAAACUUAAAAACCAGACUGUACCAGAUGAUGUAGUUAACCAGCUGUGUUCUGUAACAGUGGCAUCUGGUCAGCAAUACAGAGGCAAAAAUCCAUCUGUGCCACUGAUGUAUUCUUACUACGACACAGAAUAUUUAGGUGCUGCUCACGGUCUCUCCUCCAUCCUGCAGAUGUUGAUCAGUUUCCCCAGCUUUGUGAAGUCCAGCCAUGAGACAGAAGCCCUGUUGCGGUCCGCAGUAGACUUCAUGCUAUCCCUCGAGCAGGAGAACUUCAACUACCCACCUGCAAUGGACGAGGUGAAAAGGCAGCGACCUGAUAAGGAAGAGCUUGUGCACUGGUGCCAUGGAGCCCCUGGUGUAGUGUAUCUGUUUGCGCGAGCCUACAAGGUCUGGGGUGACCAGAAGUAUCUUGAUGUUAGCCUGCGCUGUGGGGAACUGACCUGGCAGAGGGGCCUGCUGAAAAAGGGGCCAGGGAUCUGUCAUGGGGUGGCAGGCAGCGGAUAUGUCUUCCUGCUGCUAUACAGAUUAACAGGGGAUCAAAAGCAUCUGCAUCGAGCCCUGAAGUUUGCCGAGUUCCUGUUCAUGCCCGAGUUCCAACAAGCGCGAAUUCCGGACAGUCCAUACUCGCUGUAUGAGGGAUGGGCUGGAACAGUGUGUUUUCUGGCCGAUCUACUCCAGCCAGAAAAAGCAGAAUUCCCGUUCUUCAAUGUUUUCAUGGAGUGAGGCACAAAUGGAACUGUUUUUUGGACAUGUUUGAUUGGUUUAGUGUUUUCUUGUAGAAAGGCACCAAUAUAACUGUUUUGGAAGGUUUUUUAUUGGUUUUAGGUUUUCUUGUAGAAAGGCACCAAUAUAACUGUUUUGGAAGGUUUUUGAUUGGUUUUAGGUUUUCUUGGAGUGAGAAACCAUUGGAACUGUUUUUGGCAGGCUUUUGAAUUGGUUUUGGAGAUGAUUUUAUAAUGCACAAUUGUCCAAUUCUUACAGUUCUGUAGCUCUCAUGCUUUUCAAAAUAUAGUGAAAAGGCCUUUAGACUAGCUUGCAUGACUAUACUCUUUGUAGAAUUAAAAUUAUCUACAAAAAAGGGCAACAUUUUAAAUAAAUCAUGACAAUGAAAACAAGAUCAGACAGUAAAUAAGAUUUAGAAAGAAAACUUAACAAACCAUAAUCUACAUGUGUAUCAGUACACUGAUUUUUCAGAUAAUGUUAAGUACUGCUUUCAAUACCUUUGAUCGUGCUCUUGUGUUUUUAUUGUAUUUCUGUAUUUAUUGUAAAAACAUGCUUGUAUGAACGUUGUAUAUAACUUCGGGAUAGGCAUUUUAAUUGUUGGUAACAAGAUCUGUAACUGUUGUAGCUGUAGCUGUUGUUAGCUCCCUUUGACCAAAAUUACUGAGGUAGUCAGUUAUGUGUUAAGUAUAUGAGUAUCACUCUGGGGAAAUGGAGCAUAUCGCAUGUAUUAACCCUUUGCAUGCUGGGAAAUUUGUCGUCUGCUAAAAUGUUGUCUGCUGAAUUUCUAUAAUUAGCAUUUUCUUCGAUUUUUUUUCAAAGAAUACUAUCAGAAUAGCAAACAGUUUGGAUCCUGAUGAGACGCCACAUUCUGUGGCAGCUCAUGCCAAACACAUACAAUAACAUAAAUACGCAUAGAUCUGCAUACUUUGUAAAUGGAAGUCAUAAAUAUUAUGCUUUCUGAACUGAAAACACAUUGUAUUUACUGAAAAAUGUGGAGAUUUUUUAUUUAUAAAUUAAUAAAAAUUGUCACAAUACUAUAUUCACAGUAACAUACACUGAGAGUUUUGCCGGUGUAUACGUUUGUAUGCCCCCUUUCGAAGAAAAGGGGGCAUAUGGUGAUCGGACUGUCCCUCUGUCCGUCUGUCUGUCUGUCCAUCUUUCCGUCACACUUUGCGUUUAGGUUUGAAAAAUGCUCAUAACUUCUAUGUCCCUUGAGAUAUAACCUUCAUAUUUGGUAUGCAUGUGUAUAUUGACAAGGCCUUUCAAUAUGCACAAAAAAAUUUACCCCUGUGACCUUGACCUUGAACUUAGGGUCCGCAUUUAGGUUUCGAAAUCUGCGUUUAGGUUUCGAAAAAUGAUCAUAACUUCUAUGUCCCUUGAGAUAUAACCUUCAUAUUUGGUAUGCAUGUGUAUAUGGACAAGGCCUUUCCAUACGCACAAUUUUUUUUACCCCUGUGACCUUGACCUUCGACUUAGGGUCCGCGCUUAUGUUUCAAAAUCUGUGUUUAGGUUUCCAAAAAUGCUCAUAACUUCUAUGUCCCUAGAGGUAUAACCUUCAUAUUUGGUAUGCAUGUGUAUAUGUACAAGGCCUUUCCACGGGCACAAAUUUUUUUACCCCUGUGACCUUGACCUUGAACUUAGGGUCUGCGUUUAGUUUUCGAAAUUUGCGUUUAGGUUUCGAAAAAUGCUCAUAACUUCUAUGUCCCUUGAGAUAUAACUUUCAUAUUUGGUAUGCAUGUGUAUAUGGACAAGGCCUUUCCAUACGCACAACAAUUUUGACCCCUGUGACCUUGACCUUGAAGUUAGGGUCCGCGUUUAGUUUUCGAAAUCUGCGUUUAGGUUUCGAAAAAUGCUAUAAACUUCUAUGUCCCUUGAGAUAUAACCUUCAUAUUUGGUAUGCAUGUGUAUAUGGACAAGGCCUUUCCAUACGCACACAAAUUUUGACCCCUGUGACCUUGACCUUGAAGUUAGGGUCCGCGUUUAGGUUUCGAAAUCUGCGUUUCGGUUUUGAAAAAAGCUCAUAACUUCUAUCAAGCGUUUAUAGGGGGCAUAAGUCAUCCUAUGGUGACAGCUCUUGUUGUGUUCUAGGUUAUAUCUUGAUACGGGCCUUGGAAAACCAAGCUUAAUGCAUGUGUGCAUGUGUUAAAAGGUAUCGUCUCAGAUUAGCCUGUGCAGUUCGUACAUGCUUAUAUGGGACGACACGUUCCGAGAAGAUACGAUUACAAUUCACAAGCGGCUUCCUUUACAUGAAAAAAAUACUUAAAGUUGAAGUGUCACAUUAAGCCUGUGCAGUCUGCACCUGCUAUUGUUGGAAGAUACUUUAAAGCACAUGCAUUAAGCCCGGCUUUCCCAGAACGCGGUUAAAUUAAUCAAGAGUAAAUGCGAACCAUUUCUGUAAAUAACUUACACAACGAUCCAGAAUGUAUGGACGGUAAAUUCAGUGAAUAAGACGAAUUGUUUAGCUUUGCGCAAAUGAACUGUAGUAGAGCGUAGACUUUUAAAGAUAGUGCUUUCAACGCAUCUACCGCACACAUUAUCUGUCUGAAAUAUUUCAUUUCCUUGUUUACGGAAACACACACAAUUUCGUGCUUAAACGUGCUAAUUUAUUGGCGUCGCACUGAAGUGCGGCGACUAGUAUGUAAUACGUUUUUUUUCGCUUAUGGGAGAAGUUAUUUUACGGAUCAAUGUAUAUAUUUUUGUUGUCAGAAUAUCUUGCAUAGUGGUGAUUUUUUGUGUAAAUUAGUUUAAAUAAGUACUGCAUUUGUGCCUAUUACAUUUACUACAACAUUUAUUGCCAAUAAUGCAAAGCUUAUUUUUUAAUUAAUAACUGAUCACAGGGACUGUGCAAUAAUAAAAGAUCACAGGGACUGGGCAAAUACGCGAACCGGUGAAACUUUCUGGUUUUGUAUAAAAACAAAACUUCUUUAAUCCACUAUCAUAGCAACCACCUAGUUACUAAUAAAGGCGCUAUAGAGCGCGAAAUGCGACACGUAUUAUUAAUUGUUAUAAUGAGUCUUGAUAAAGGAAGCAGCCGCUUAUCAAUGAGGAGCACUAUCACAUCACCCCAGUCUCAUUACUAUCAAGUCCUCCUACAGGUUUUUUUAAGAACCACAUAUAGAAGGCCGCGGGCCUGACCCGUAUCUUGCCAGUGGUAUGGACCCUUUGGUAUGGACCUUUACCCCGCUCACUAUCCAGCGUUUAAACUUCCGGGUUUACAUUUAAACCGACUAUUAAUAGCUUAUUAAUAUCUUAGUUAGAAGGUGAUUUUUCAAGCGGUUCCGUUGUGUAGUGGUUACACGCUGGCUUCACAUGUGAGAGGCCCAAGGUUCGAGCCCCAGUAGAAUCAAAUUAUUUUAUUUGUGUUCUAUGUUAACUUUUUGUUUUGAUGUAGACAUUUUAAUUUAAAUAAAUAUGCAGUUUUAUUGUAA